This is a messenger RNA of Dreissena polymorpha, 2082 nucleotides long. RefSeq lists its product as uncharacterized. Bases 1 to 2082 code for a protein of 693 amino acids. Gene Ontology annotation, biological process: DNA integration. The record is from RefSeq and is a predicted model, not a curated record. NCBI's taxonomy places the organism in Eukaryota, Metazoa, Mollusca, Bivalvia, Myida, Dreissenidae. Gene Ontology annotation, molecular function: nucleic acid binding. The transcript has a single exon.
AUGUGGCGACAAAACUUCGGCUGGGACACGAUAUUACCCGACGACGUUCAACAUGUGUGGAACAGUUUUGUUGGCGAGUUGAAUGAUGCGAUGAUGAUGCGUGUAAACAGACACUACUUCCGUAAAUCUGAAAAGAACGACAACUCUAACGAAAAUGAAAGUCGCUCACUUCACGUGUUCGUGGAUGCCAGUAUGCAGUCGUAUGGAGCGGAAGUGUACAUCGUUAAAGGGAGACAAUCAACAUUGGUUAUGGCAAAAAACCGAGUUGCGCCGUUGAGGUCGAUUACUUUACCAAAACUAGAAUUUAUGGCUACCCUUCUGGGAGCAAGACUUACAAAACAUCUACAGGCCGUUUUAGAAUGUGAAAAUGUGUUCCUGUGGUCGGAUAGCCAAAUCACGUUACAUUGGUUAAAAUUCGAGAAGUCCAAGACAUUACAGCGAUUUGUGAAAAACCGAGUGAACGAAAUACAUGAGCUAACCGGAAGUUACCAAUGGAACUACUGCCCAACCCACCAUAACCCUGCUGACCUACAAACGCGGGGUGUGACUGCAAAACAACAUAAAGAAAACAAGAUGUGGUGGAAUGGACCGCAGUGGAUCACAGCAGAAGAACAGUGGCCGAAAUGGAACUCGAACGCUGGUAUUUACAACCAUGCACUCCUGACAGGGAUAGAAGAGCAGCACGAACCAUCGCAACCAGUACACCAAAGCAGAACUGGGGUGCACGAGAUAAUUGACAUUCACAGAUUCAGUAACUAUAAGAAGUUUUUGAGAGUUACUGCGUAUGUUUUAAAAUUCGUGCAAAGCUGCAGAAAAGCGGAAAUACGAAUGCAACGCAGUACGUUGACACCAGAUGAGAUACAUGCCGCCGAACACCUCUGGUUAAAAACGUGUCAACAUAAUUCAUACGUGACAGGGAUUGAAAAUCUUAACGCCGGAAUCAGUAAAAGAGCAUCGUUGGUGAAACAGUUACGUUUGUUCCUUGAUACAGACGGCAUUUUGAGAUGCGGGGGACGUAUCCACAAUGCACCACUGAAUGAGAUGACUAAAUUCCCCAUUAUUUUGCCUGCGAAACAUCCUUUAACAAGACUGAUAGUGACAGAUGCUCAUGGAGAAAUUCAACAUUCCAGUACAAUUGCGACGAUCACAUUUCUUCGACAACGGUUCUGGAUACCUACUAUUAGACAGAGUGUUAAAACAAUAAUACGGAAUUGCAUUACAUGCAAGAAGGUUCAGGGCAAACCGUUUUCAGCUCCGGAUCCACCGCCAUUGAUGAAAUAUCGUGUACACGAUUCAACGCCAUUUUCUGUCGCAGGCGUUGAUUACACCGGCGCUGUGUAUGUAAAAGACUCUAGCGGGACUGAAUGCAAAGUGUACAUAUGCCUGUUCACGUGCGCAAGUACACGUGCAGUUCAUCUAGGAGUAGUUCCUGACUUAACAGCUGAUUCGUUCAUGCAAGCAUUCAGACGCUUUGUGAGCCGGAAGUCUUUGCCCUAUCUUAUGGUAUCUGACAAUGGAACUACGUUUGUAGCAGCAGCCAGUCUUCUACAGCAGUUGUCUCAGACAGUCCAUGAUGAUCUUCUCAAUAAAGGUACGAGGUGGGCAUUCAUACCGAAGAGAGCGCCGUGGUUCGGAAGAUUCUGGGAACGUUUGAUAGGCCUCACUAAAACUACGUUAAAGAACAUACUGGGACGUUCCUACAUCACAGUUGGUAUGCUUCAGACAAUCAUCGUAGAAAUCGAAGCGACCCUCAACGACAGACCUCUCACAUACGUUAGUUCCGAGUUCGAGUUAGAAGACAUCGUGACACCAGCGCAUUUACUCUACGGAAGACGAGUGACCACGUUACCAUAUCGUGACAUCACCAGUGGCAACCUGGAAAUUACAAGUGCUACCGGAAGUGAUAUUCGCAAACGCGCGAAAUUACAGCAAACAUUGAUAGACCACUUCCGUGAUCGGUGGAAAAAAGAAUAUCUCACAGCGCUACGUGUCAUACAGUCAGUGGAAAAAACGAACAGUGUAUUUCGGUUGGUAGUGUUGUGCAAGUCCACGACGAAACACCACGUAGUACCUGGAAGCUAG